GCAAACCCAGACCUUCACCACCUACUCUGACAACCAGCCGGGCGUCCUCAUCCAGGUGUACGAGGGAGAGAGGGCCAUGACGAAGGACAACAACCUUCUGGGCAAGUUUGAGCUGUCGGGCAUCCCCCCCGCCCCGCGAGGAGUGCCACAGAUUGAGGUGACCUUUGACAUCGACGCCAACGGCAUCCUGAACGUGUCUGCGGUGGACAAGAGCACCGGCAAAGAGAACAAGAUCACCAUCACCAACGACAAGGGCCGGCUGAGCAAAGAGGAGAUCGAGAGGAUGGUGCAGGACGCAGACAAGUACAGAGCCCAGGACGAGGCCCAGAGGGAGAAGAUAGCGGCCAAGAAUUCCCUGGAGUCCUUCGCCUUCAACAUGAAGAGCAGCGUGGAGGAGGAGAACAUGAAAGCCAAGAUCAGCGAGGAUGACAAGAAGCAGAUCAUUGACAAGUGCAACCAGGCCAUCUCCUGGCUGGACAAAAAUCAGAUGGCAGACAAGGAGGAGUAUGAGCACCAGCUGAAAGAGCUGGAGAAAGUGUGUAACCCCAUCAUCAGCAAGCUGUACCAGGGAGGGGCGCCAGGAGGGAUGCCAGGAGGAAGCUGUGGGUCCCAGGCACGGGCAGGCUCAGGGUCUGCCUCCCAGGGGCCCACCAUUGAGGAGGUGGAUUAAGAGGACAGGGAUCAGGGACUGGGCACAGUGGAGAGCUGAUUGUUGGGCAUGAAAUAAAAUAACUAUUGUUUCAAUGUAAAAA
Acipenser ruthenus (sterlet) is the source of this 752-nucleotide messenger RNA. RefSeq names its product heat shock 70 kDa protein-like. Gene Ontology annotation, cellular component: vesicle; blood microparticle; cytoplasm. Gene Ontology annotation, biological process: cellular response to unfolded protein; protein refolding. Bases 77 to 670 code for a protein of 197 amino acids. The record is from RefSeq and is a predicted model, not a curated record. NCBI's taxonomy places the organism in Eukaryota, Metazoa, Chordata, Actinopteri, Acipenseriformes, Acipenseridae. The transcript has a single exon. Gene Ontology annotation, molecular function: ATP binding; ATP hydrolysis activity; heat shock protein binding.